Messenger RNA from Selaginella moellendorffii, 1616 nucleotides. RefSeq names its product armadillo repeat-containing protein LFR. Gene Ontology annotation, cellular component: SWI/SNF complex; nucleoplasm; brahma complex. The coding region runs from base 15 to 1469 and encodes 484 amino acids. Gene Ontology annotation, molecular function: protein binding; nucleosome binding. Gene Ontology annotation, biological process: chromatin remodeling; positive regulation of DNA-templated transcription; regulation of transcription by RNA polymerase II. NCBI's taxonomy places the organism in Eukaryota, Viridiplantae, Streptophyta, Lycopodiopsida, Selaginellales, Selaginellaceae. The record is from RefSeq and is a predicted model, not a curated record. The transcript has 7 exons.
UGAAAGCCCUAGCUAUGGCGGGAGCGAGCGUGGGCGCGGGCAAUGGCGUGGUUCUUGGCAAGCGCGCACGAGGAAAUCCAAACUACUCGGAGCUGGGCACAGGCAAUGCGGCUGCUGCCUCUGCUGGAUCUGGCGGAGCUGCCGCUAGCGGAGCUUCUACCGCCGCUGGAAGCGGUGCCAUUGGAACCCCAGUCUUGACGGGCCCGACCGUCCAAGUGCAGCUCACAUUCGCCGAGAAGAACAGUAAGAGGAUUGUCAUGGCUCUCCAGAGUGGCCUCAAGAGCGAGCUCUCGUGGGCACUGACCUCGCUCAAUGUUUUAUCUUUCAAGGAGAAGGACGAUGGAAGGAAGGACGCUCUGGUGAAAAUUCCUGGCCUACUCGAUGCUCUCCUUCAUGUGAUAGAUGAGUGGAGGGAUAUAUCCUACUCCAGUGACUCGAAAAAAUCAGCGAGAAAGCGCACGCUUGGACUUCAUCGUCCGACCACUGGAUUUGGCCUCGAGUAUGAGAUUAACACGCAUCACGAUCCGCUCUAUAGAAUGCGGUAUGUAAGGCUCUGUCUUUCUUAUGCGCGCUCACUUUCUUUUCUUUUCUUGUUUAAAUUUCCUAGCACCAUGCCGGAGAGAAAUCCAGAGAGCGUCACAGAUGAGAAGAAGAAUGCAGAUUGGUGGUGGGACGAAGAGGGACUGUUCAACCUGGAUGAAAUCGGACGAGCUGAGCGGCAGCAGUGCGCUGUCGCAGCCUCAAAUGUUCUACGGAAUUUCUCAUUCAUUCCCGAGAAUGAAAUCCACAUGGCUCAACACCGGCACUGUCUGGAAACUCUUGUUUGCUGCAUGCAAGAUCACAAUACUGAGGACGAGGAGCUGGUCACUAACGCAGUGGAAACGAUUCUUAACUUGGCAACGUUUGUGGUGCUGAGAAUAUUUACUGACCCGUCCAAAGGCCGGAUCACGGAACAAGCUGCUGUACAAGCGAUUGUGACAAUGCUGGAAUCACCAAUCAAGCCCUGGCAUUGCUCGGCUGCAGAGCUACUGGGAAGGCUCGUAGUAAACCCCGAGAACGAGCCAUAUCUUCUUCCAUUUGCAACUCAGAUCUACAAGCGCUUGGUGGACAUACUCAACUUUCCAGCGAGCGAUUCUCAGGCAGCAGCCAUAGCAGCAUUGUAUAACUUCGCGGAGGUGAAUAUGGACUGCCGUCUUCGGCUGGCAAACGAGCGAUGGGCCGUUGGGAGGCUCUUAAGGAUCGUCCAGACGCCUCAUCCCCUGCAAGAAGUGGUGAGAAAAGCAGCCCUGACGCUUGAGAGCCUUGCGUCAGAACCAGAGAACAGGUCUAUACUUCUAGCUUACGAGCACACUUUUGCGGAGCUUGCUCUGACGGAUGCCCGUACUUCGGACAUGUUUGCGAGGAUACUGUGGGAGCUGAGCUCCAGGACAGGAUCCAAGAGCUCUGCUCGUGGAGUGUGGGGAUCAUAGCGAAAACGUAAGUCUAAGAACCAACCGAUACAAAACUUAUUGGUCCACCAUCCCAAGUAACCAUUCGAUUCUGAAUCAUCAGAAUUGUCACAAUCAUUCUGAUUAAAUGGAGUAGCCGACUUUUUGGAUUGCAGACAUUCCUUCAAA